AUGCCUCUGCCCGUCACCCUCCCGCUCUACAAUGGCCUCCGCAUAGGCCUCAACGACGCCCAGGAGUCUGAGGAGGACAUCAUCCGCCGCAUCGCCUGGUACACGGCCGCUGCCGCUGCCACGGCCGAGCUGGAGGAGCAGAGCAAGGAGGGUAUCAUCUCGAACCUAGCCUCUCACCAUCUCGGCAUCCGGGCGUCGCGAUGCAUCGUUGAGCCGACGCGGAACUGGCCGCGGGGGAGCUUCAACCAGUGUGUCUUUAUCGGUAUCCAUGCCCGGUCGAUAUGGGGCAAGAUCGCCGAGACCUCGAGCUCUCGCUUGCUGUUGCGAGUUCCCUCGGCUCAUCGGUUGGUCGGUAUGGUGGAGGAGAAGAUGAGAUGUGAGGUUGCGACGUACAUCUGGAUGCAGGAAAACUGCCCGGAUGUUCCCAUCCCCCGGCUCUAUGGCUUUGGCUUCCCGGAUGGUCGUCAUUUCACCCACAGCAGUCUCCUGUCGUGGCCCCGGAGAUGGGGUCGAGGGCUCCGGCGGAUGUUCUGCUACCUGUUUGGCUACCCGGUUCCCUCUCACUACAUGGAACGCUCCCGGUCUCAUGAGUUCCCGGCGGGAUACAUCCUGCUGGAGUUCAUCGAGAAGGGUCACCCGCUCGCCAAGUCGUGGUUCUCCAAGUCUGUCGACGCCGUCAAGAAGCAGAACCUGUUCCGCGGUAUCUCUCGUCUGAUGCUCCAGCUGGCCCGGAUCCCGCUCGACCGCACUGGUUCUUUCACUUUCGACCCGGACACGGCCGUCAUCUCCCUGACCAACCGCCCGCUCACCUGCAGUCUCGCCAUCCUCGAAAACGACGGCGCCGAGCAAGUCAUCGAGCCAAACCGGACCUACGAAAGCGUCGACCCCUACGUCGAAGACCUCCUGACCCUGCACGACAACCGCUUCCUCGCCCAGCCCAACGCGGUCACGACCAAGGAGGACUGCUACUACCAGAUGGCCAUCCACUCGACGCUCCGCAUCAUGACGCACCACUACCUCGACCGAUCGCAGCGCAACGGACCCUUCUACAUGCAGUUCACCGACCUCCACCAGGGCAACAUGAUGGUCGACGACGACUGGAACAUCACCAGCCUGAUCGACCUGGAAUGGAUCUGCGCCCGCUCCGCCCAGAUGAUCGAUGUCCCCUACUGGAUCACGUCCAAGAGCAUCGACGAGAUCUGUUCCUCGCACCACUCGGCCGAGUUCGCCGCCGCGCGCGAGGUCUUCAUGGCCGCCUUCCGCGAGGUCGAGGAGGAGCUCUACCCCUCCCGCGUCGUGGAGGACGACGAGAAUGAGGACCUCGAAGCGGGCGCUGUCGCGCCCCGCCGCAAUGCCCAGGGCCACCCGCUCCUGUCUGAGACGAUUGACAACAGCUAUGCCUCCAGGGCGACCUGGUUCUUCCAGGCUGUCGACUCGGUCAACGCCAUGUACCGGCUGUUUGAGCUGCAGCUGCGCCCGCAGUUCCUGUCGCAGCACACACCCGAGACGGUGGAUGUGUUCUUUGCGGCGUUUUGGAACCAGCAGGCGAAGAAGAUUGCGAAGCGGAAGCUGCAAGAGCGCAAGGAGUACUCUGCUAAGCUGAAGGAGCUGUUCCAGGCGAAGGGGGCUAAAUAA
Messenger RNA from Dichotomopilus funicola, 1635 nucleotides. RefSeq lists its product as uncharacterized. Lineage: Eukaryota; Fungi; Ascomycota; Sordariomycetes; Sordariales; Chaetomiaceae. The transcript has 2 exons. The record is from RefSeq and is a predicted model, not a curated record. The coding region runs from base 1 to 1635 and encodes 544 amino acids.